GGCCGAGAACCCUAUCCCAACUGCUCUGGCCAGAACUUGAGUUAGCCGCGGAGUUGACGUCAGAAAGACUACCGCUUCGGGUAAUCAACCCACCACUAUUGAUAACGAAGCCAUUCAACCAUCACUGUGACCUGUGUCACCAGGGUAUCCCACGGCGACGCCCACUCGCGAACCCGCCGAAGCUCGAACUUCCCCGCCAGUGAGCAUGUCGCCGGGCGGGCUCAGGAAGCCAAUUCUGGCUCUGAACCGCAUCAUCGGGCACACAUCGGCCAAGAACCACAUCACCCGGCCCCACAUCGGCAACAUCGCUGCCCUUGACGAUGACCAUCGGCACGCAAAACACGUGAAGAAGGCGCAGGAGCAGCGGGUCAAGGAGGAGGAGCGCGAAAAUGAGCGCCGAUCUUUCCAGCAGCGGCGGAAAGAAGAGGAGGAAAAGGCACACCAGGAGGACCCGCCCGAGAUCGCCGCGCGCUAUGGCACCAAGACGGGCGACGUGCUUGCCAAGACCGAGUCACUACAGAAGUUGGCUGCCGACCCGAACAACGCGGGCAUGGCGGUCAGCUUCAUCGCCCGCGUACACCAUGUCAGGAACCUCAGCUCCAGGCUGGCCUUCGUCAUUUUCCGCGACCAGAUCGAGCUCGUCCAGGGCGUGCUGGCCUACCGCGAGGGCGAGGUUUCGGAGAACUUCGUGCGAUGGGCCGAGCAUCUGAACAGCGAGUCCUUCGUUCAUGUGCACGGACGGCUCCAAAGGCCGCCUGAGCAGAUCAAGGGCUGCACUAUCCACGAUCUCGAAGUCGUCAUCGACUCGAUGCACGUGGUCGUGCCCGUGAAGGAACGCCUGCCUGUCGACCCCUUCGCAAUGGACCACGUCGAGGAGGACGAGGAGACGCACCAGCUCGAGGCGAUGGCGACCACCAGGAUGCGCGUUUCCAACCGUAUCGCCUACCUCCGGACACCGACGGCGCAGUCCAUCUUCCGCAUCAACUCGGUCAUCUGCAGCAUCUUCCGCUCCGUGCUCGAGAGCCAUGGCUUCAUCGAGAUCCACACCCCCAAGCUGAUGCCCGGCGCGACCGAGUCCGGUGCCGAGGUGUUCCGGGCUAAUUAUUUUGGACGCACGGCGUUCCUCGCCCAGAGCCCCCAGCUGUGCAAGCAAAUGAGCAUCUCGGCCGACUUUGGCCGCGUGUUUGAGAUCGGCCCGGUGUUCCGCGCCGAAGACAGCAAUACGCACCGCCACUUGACCGAGUACACGGGCAUGGACCUCGAGAUGUCCAUCAACAGCGACUACCACGAAGCCCUGCGUGUCAUUGACGAUCUGAUGAAGAGCAUCUUCAAGGGCGUCUACAGCCGGUGCCGGAAGGAGAUCGAUCUGGUCAAGUCGCGCUUCCCGCACGAGGACCUGGUCUGGCUUGAGGAGACGCCGAUUCUGACGUUCAAGGAGGCGCUGGACCUUCUGGACUCGUCUGGCUGGACGGAUGACCACGGCCGCAAGGCGUCGGAGCUCGAAGACCUCAGCACGCGCGCCGAGAUCCGCAUCGGCGAAUUGGUCAAAGAGAAGUACAAGACCGACUACUACAUCAUCGACAAGUUCCCCGCCUCCGCGCGGCCCUUCUACACCUACCUCGACCCCGAAGACCCGAGGUACACCAACUCGUUCGACAUCUUCCUCCGCGGACAGGAGAUCACAACGGGCGGUCAGCGCAUUCACCGACCCGAGCUCCUCCUCGAGCGCAUGAAAAAGGCAGGCGUCGAGCCCAGCGGCGUAGCAGAGUACCUGCAAGGCUUUGAGUUCGGCGUGCUGCCGCAUGCCGGAUGCGGCAUCGGGCUGGAGCGGCUGUUGUUCCUCAUGUUGAACCUGGGAGACAUCCGCAACGCCUCGCUCUACCCACGCGAUCCCAAGUCUCUGCCCUUGCGCCAGGACACUUCUGUCCGGCUACCUCACCCCGAGGCGGAUACGAUGCGGUACGCCUACGACUUUGAGCAUGGCCGCCCCAACCUCGAACUGCCGUCAGUCCCGAAGCUCAUCGCCAACUACGGCGACGCCACCAACACGGCCUGGCUCGACGACCGCUACAAGGUUUGGCGACACGAGGAAACUGGUGCUGCGGUCGGGUAUGCCGAACAGAACGGUUACGCCCUGGUGAUGGGCAACCCGCUGUGCGACCCGCAGCAGUACCAGCUCGUGAUCCGCGCGUUCCUGAAGCACCUGCGCAAGCAGAAGGACCUUCGGCCGCUCUGGCUGCUGGUCGGGCCCGAAGUCGAGGAGAUCCUCGGAUCCAAGCUCGGUUGGCGGACGCUCAGCUGCGUGGCCGAAGAGCGCGUGCCGAUCGACUCGGCCAAGAAGGUUGCCAAGAAGGAACGGCAGGCCGAGGACGCCGGCGUCACCAUCCGCGAGCACCCCGUCGACCAGCCCAUCCCGCAAGAAUUCCGCGAUCGCUGCGACAAGCGGAUCGCCGAGUGGAAGGAGAACCGCAAGGGCAGCAAGCAGGUGCACAUCACCGAGGUCCGCCCGUGGAUCGACAUGGAGCACCGGCGGUACCUCUGGGCCGAGACGAGGGAGGGCGAGAUCGCGGCGCUCUGCGUGCUGCACCGCCUGUCGCCCGCCAACGGGUACCAGAUCAAGUUCGCGCUCGACUUCCCCGGCUCGCCCAGCGGCACCAUCGAGGCGCUCAUCUCGGCCGCCAUCCAGGCGCUCGCCAAGGCCGGCGUCCGCAACGUCACCUUCGGCGCCGGCGCCAUCCCCGAGAUGGUCACCGGCGGCAACCUCGACGGCCUCCGCGCCCGCAUCCUGUCCAGGACGUACAAGACCAUCGCCCAGCAGCUCAAGCUCGUCCAGAAGAGCGAGUUCCGCGAGAAGUUCGGCACCAGGAACGACCUGGUCUAUAUUUGCUACCCCUUCAUGGGCCUCGGCGUCAGCGGCGCGAGGACGUUGAUCAAGUUCUUUGAGGACGAGAUGUAGACUUCGCGCGGUCCACGCCUUCGAUGUUGUGUUUUUGCUGGGUUUGCUGGAUAUUUACCGUGCUGUUGCUA
Thermothielavioides terrestris NRRL 8126 is the source of this 3027-nucleotide messenger RNA. RefSeq lists its product as uncharacterized. Gene Ontology annotation, molecular function: aspartate-tRNA ligase activity; RNA binding; ATP binding. Gene Ontology annotation, cellular component: aminoacyl-tRNA synthetase multienzyme complex; cytosol; cytoplasm. The record is from RefSeq and is a predicted model, not a curated record. NCBI's taxonomy places the organism in Eukaryota, Fungi, Ascomycota, Sordariomycetes, Sordariales, Chaetomiaceae. The transcript has a single exon. Gene Ontology annotation, biological process: aspartyl-tRNA aminoacylation. Bases 206 to 2956 code for a protein of 916 amino acids.